AUGCCGAGCGAUCACCCUCGCCGCCGGGCCCUCCUUCCGCUCAACCUGCCCCGGCACAUCCCAUACUCCCGCGCGCUGCAGCAGCGCCUCUUCCUCGUUGCGCAGCACCUCAGCCACUCCCCGUCCUCUUCUGCCAUCCGUCGUGGCCUCGACCAGCUCCACGCGCAGCUCCUCCUCAACGGCUUCACCCACAAGCGCUUCCUCCUCGCCAAGAUCCUCUCCCUCGCCGCCGCCGCCGCCGACCUCCCCCGCGCAGAGUCACUCUUCCUCCUCUCCGUACCACCCUCCCCGGCGUCCCCCACCCUGGCCAACCUCCUCCUCCGCGCCACCGCAGCGUCAGGCGCCACGCCCGGCGCCCUGCUCGCGUUCUUCUCCCGCCUCGUGGGCUGCCACGGGCUGUGGCCCAACGCAUUCUCUUUCUCCACUGUCUUCUCUGCUAUCACCCCCGCGGGCGCCGGGGCGCUCCCCCACGGCCGCGCCCUCCACGCCCGCGUGCUCGAGAGUGGGAUGCUCGCCUUGGCCAGCGAGAGUGGGCACGUGAUGACCAGCCUCAUCGACGUGUACGCGGCGUCCCGGCAGCUCGGGGAUGCCAGUAAGGUGUUCGACGAAAUGUCAACUAGGGCGGUGGCAGCGUGGAACUGCAUGCUCACCGCGUACGUGCGGUGUGGCUUGGUGUGUUAA
This is a messenger RNA of Miscanthus lutarioriparius, 681 nucleotides long. Lineage: Eukaryota; Viridiplantae; Streptophyta; Magnoliopsida; Poales; Poaceae. The record is from the annotation of a GenBank genome assembly.